CAAAGACGCCCAACUGUCGGUACCCACAUGCCUAGCGGCAGUUUCAUGGUCUCUGCACCCGGGCAAUCUCAGAUAACUGCCCUAACCAGUGAGCCUCGUCGCAUGUGCUUAGCAAUGGAGUGGGAUGGCGAUGUAGGCAUUAUUCAUGCCUAUUUGCAAAGGGAAGAGGAUGCCGGCAUUCUCUCCACACGAUGCUUUCUGACAGGAGCUAUAUGUGCUACUCAGCACCCACCAUAAGCGUGGACUUUGAGCAGCAACAGCCCAUUCUUUAGAGCAACCAUGUCAGAAGCAUCCAAAAUCAGAAUAUCUAUCGAUAGAGGCGGUACUUUCACUGAUGUCCAUGCCUCCGUUCCCGGAAAACCUGACAUCAUCCUGAAGCUGUUGUCAGUUGAUCCUUCCAACUACCAGGAUGCCCCAACGGAAGGCAUUCGACGGAUAUUGGAACUGGCGACAGGAGAGAGCUUUCCCCGAGGGAAACGACUCAAUUUGAAGCAUAUCGACAGGCUUCGAAUGGGCACAACGGUUGCGACCAAUGCACUCCUGGAGAGAAAGGGCGCAAAAUCGGCUUUAAUAACUACGAAAGGGUUCAAGGACUUGCUUUCGAUUGGCAAUCAGUCCAGACCCAAGAUAUUUGACCUCUCGGCUGCCAAACCAGAAGUCCUUUACGAGAAGGUUAUCGAAAUCAACGAACGAAUCAUCCCGUGCCCUAAGAACAGUCAAGCUCACAGAUAUCCCGAAUGCCGUCUAGUAGAGGGCACGACCGGCGAGCAGUUCCGCGUUCUCCAAGAACUCAACACAGAAGAAAUCGUCGAGGAGCUACGCAUACUAUGGGAAGAAGGCUACAGAUCGGUUGCUGUGGCAUUUGUCCACUCUUACGCCUAUCCUGAGCACGAAUUGAAGGUGGGCGAACUGGCCAUGUCCAUGGGAUUCUCAGUCGCCUUGUCUUCGAGACUACAGCCAAUGGUCAAAAUCGUCCCUCGAGGCAUGUCAGCAUCUGCAGAUGCAUACCUGACACCAGUCAUCAAAAGCUAUGUCGAUUCCAUUGACUCAAACUUCGAGGGUGGCCUAGACAACUCUCAUGGUUGUCGAUUUGAGUUCAUGCAGUCUGAUGGAGGUCUAGUUGACUUCCGGAAUUUCAGUGGCUUAAAAGCCAUUCUCUCUGGUCCGGCAGCAGGAGUUGUUGGCUUUGCCGCUACGAGUUGGGAUGAACAAGAACGGGUUCCUGUCAUCGGCUUUGACAUGGGCGGUACUUCCACUGAUGUAUGUCGAUUCGAUGGCAACUUCGAGCACGUCUUUGGCGCCAAUAUCGCCGGAGUUUCUAUUCAGUCACCUCAACUCGAUAUCAACACUGUUGCCGCGGGUGGCGGGUCGAUCCUGUCCUGGAAGAAUGGGUUGUUCUUAGUAGGUCCAGAAUCUGCGUCUGCCCAUCCCGGCCCAGCUUGUUACCGAAAGGGUGGCCCUCUAACCGUCACCGAUGCCAAUUUGUUCCUUGGAAGGUUGUUACCUACGUACUUCCCCAAGAUAUUCGGACCUAAUGAAGAUCAACCCCUCGAUCAGGAGAUAACCGUAAGGAAGUUCCAAGAGCUUACGGAGUCGAUCAAUAAGGAACAAAUCGAAAAAGGACAGGCCCAAUUCUCCUCGGAAGAAGUCGCUCUGGGGUUCUUGAAGGUCGCAGACGAGUCCAUGGCGCGGCCAGUUCGUAACUUGACCGAAGCUCGAGGCUUUGAGACCUCAUCACACCACCUUGCAUCCUUUGGCGGUGCAGGUGGACAACAUGCGUGCUCAGUCGCUGCAACACUUGGCAUCUCUCGAAUCAUCAUUCACAAAUAUUCCUCGAUAUUGUCCGCGUAUGGACUGGCGUUGGCAGACGUCGUCAAGGAAGAUCAGGAGCCCGUCUCGGUGGAGUAUCUUGCAUCUCAAUCACAGCUACGCAAAAAGUUUGAAAGUAUUAUUACGCGGUCUACGUCAGACCUCCUGGCUCAAGGCUUCCAGCUUGACAAGAUUCAGCACCAACUCUAUCUCAACAUGCGGUACCAAGGGUCCGAUACCAACUUGAUGAUUCUCAAGCCUGAUACGUGGGACUUCGCCACGGAGUUCAAGGAGAGACACCGAAGGGAAUUUGGAUUCACUUUCGAGAAGCCCCUGCUUGUGGACGAUGUCCGAGUCCGAUCGAUAGCCUCAUCCGACAAUCAUGCAGAGAACAGUCCGGCGGUGCAGCUGAAAGCUGGCCCCAUCAAAGAUAUCGUACAGGCCCCCAGAGAGACGACGAAAGUGUACUUUGGCUCUGCAGGACGGAUCGACACACCUGUUUAUCUACUGCACAGCAUUGAGAAGUACGCCCGCAUCAAUGGUCCAGCCAUAAUCAUUGAUGAAACGCAGACGAUUGUGGUGGCGCCAAAUGUUGUGGCCAACGUGCUGGAGACGUGUAUUGUGCUCGACUUGAAGAACGAAAACUCUCAGGAGAGGAAACCCUCGUCUUCACUGGCCACCAAUGAGAUACCGAUAGACCCCGUACGGUUGUCAAUAUUUGGACACCGAUUCAUGUCCAUUGCAGAACAAAUGGGUCGGACGCUUCAAAAAACAUCUGUCUCGACCAACAUCAAAGAGCGACUCGAUUUCUCAUGCGCCCUGUUCUCACCGGACGGCGGCCUCGUUGCAAAUGCACCUCAUGUACCCGUUCAUCUUGGGUCGAUGCAAUUUGCGGUCAGAUAUCAACACGAACGAUGGCGUGGCCAGUUGAAGGAUGGUGAUGUUCUUGUGUCAAACCAUCCCAGCUGUGGUGGCACUCAUUUGCCUGACAUUACUGUGAUAACUCCAGUGUUCGACCGUCCUGGUGGAAGCGAGAUAGUAUUCUACGUUGCUUCAAGAGGUCAUCAUGCGGAUAUCGGUGGCCUUCUUCCUGGCUCAAUGCCUCCUAAGUCCACGGAAUUAUGGCAAGAAGGAGCUGCGAUAGAAGCAGACAAGAUUGUCAACAACGGUGUCUUUGACGAAGCUAGAAUGACGGAACUUUUACUUCACGAACCCAGCAAAUACGAAGGCUGCUCAGGGACGAGGUGUCUUGCAGACAAUCUGUCUGACCUCAAAGCGCAAAUUGCAGCGAACACACGCGGCAUCCAGCUUAUUCAGAACCUGAUUGCUGAGUACGGCCUCACGUGUGUCCAAGCAUACAUGUACGCCAUCCAGUCCACGGCUGAGACUGCCGUGCGAAACCUUCUGCGCGAACUGGUUACACGCUUUGGCGGCCAGCCGCUAGAGGCUGUGGACUACAUGGACGAUGGCACGCCAAUUCGAUUGAAAAUCCAGAUCGACAAGGACACUGGCUCGGCGAUAUUCGACUUCGAAGGCACAGGCCCCGAAGUGUAUGGCAACACUAACGCCCCCGUGGCGAUUACGCACUCGGCGAUCAUCUACUGCCUGCGAUGCAUGAUCAACUCCGACGUCCCUCUGAACCAAGGCUGCCUUGCACCAAUCACGAUCAAGAUCCCGCCUCGAUCUCUACUCUCGCCAUCCCGCACUGCGGCCGUCGUGGGUGGCAACGUGCUCACGUCGCAACGGAUCACGGAUGUCGUGCUCAAAGCUUUCCGCGCUUGCGCUGCUUCGCAGGGCGACACGAACAAUCUAACCUUCGGCACGGGCGGCAAAUCGGAGGCCGACGGCACGCAUGUCGACGGGUUUGGAUAUUAUGAGACCAUUGCUGGCGGUGCCGGAGCCGGGCCCAGUUGGAGCGGUCAGAGCGGUGUGCAUACGCAUAUGACCAAUACGUGUAUUACGGAUCCGGAGAUCUUGGAGAAGAGGUACCCUUGCGUCUUGCGACAGUUCACACUGCGCGACGGUUCGGGCGGCAUUGGCGCACGGCCUGGUGGAGAUGGCGUGGUAAGGGAGAUUGAAUUCCUCGAACCAGUACAGUGCUCGAUUCUGAGUGAGCGCAGGGUGCAUAGGCCAUACGGUAUGGAAGGCGGCGGACAGGGUCAGGAAGGUCUCAAUCUUUGGGUCACGAAGGAUGAAGAGACGGGAGAGGAGAGGAGGGUGAAUCUGGGCGGAAAGAAUACUGUGAAAGUUAGGAGGGGGGAUAGGAUUGUGGUCAUGACGCCUGGAGGUGGUGCUUGGGGAGAGAAGAAGGGAUGAUUCUGAAUAGUGGUCUUUCAAAUCGGCAUUAUUCGGGUUUUGUGGAGGCAUGGCUUUGCGAUCUGAGGAGGUUUUCGAUAUACAAUGGUUAUUGGAUAUGUCAGAUCAAAAACGUAAUCCGAUACCGCAAAUUUGUAAUUGCAGAUCACCUUGCCUGUGACUGUGUGUAUUUUCAUACUUGGACAAGUCUGAGAUGUGUGAGGACUGGGCAAGGUCGACUGAGGAGGUCACAUCC
Exophiala xenobiotica is the source of this 4360-nucleotide messenger RNA. RefSeq lists its product as uncharacterized. The record is from RefSeq and is a predicted model, not a curated record. Gene Ontology annotation, biological process: glutathione metabolic process. Lineage: Eukaryota; Fungi; Ascomycota; Eurotiomycetes; Chaetothyriales; Herpotrichiellaceae. The transcript has a single exon. Gene Ontology annotation, cellular component: cytosol. Bases 280 to 4125 code for a protein of 1281 amino acids. Gene Ontology annotation, molecular function: 5-oxoprolinase (ATP-hydrolyzing) activity.